AAGUUUUUCCCAGCCACAAUCAGCAGUGGACGCUGAUAAUAAAGUUCCACAGGUUCAAUAUGAUCUGUGUUCGGGUUGACAGACUGAGGAGGUAUAAGAGAGCUGGCCUGAGCUGAGAGAGAGAGAGUGUGUGUGUGUGUGUGUGUGUGUGUGUGUGUGUGUAAAGCAUAUCUGAAACCAUGAUGCAGACACUGGCCCUACUGCUCCUUCAGGUAGCAUAUGUUUUUGGAUGUGGUACACCUGCUGUCAAGCCUGAUACCAAUCGGGUGGUGAAUGGAGAGGAUGCUCGCCCCCACAGCUGGCCUUGGCAGAUCUCCCUGCAGGUGAAGCACGGCAGCCGUUUCCAUCACACGUGUGGAGGGACUCUGAUUGGACCUCGCUGGGUGCUGACUGCUGGACACUGCAUCUGGCCAGGAGAUGUGUACCGUGUGGUCUUGGGAGAGCACGACAUGAGCCAGCACGAGGGGACCGAACAGAUCAGAGAUAUUCUGCGCAUCAUUGUCCACCCCAAGUGGGACAUUGACUUUGUGGCUGAUGGCAAUGAUCUUGCCCUGCUGAAACUGGAUAAGAGCCCCAUUAUGAAUGACAGCAUUGGCGUGGCUUGUCUUCCAGAGGCUGGAGAGAUCCCCACCCAUGGGACACGGUGUUACAUCUCUGGCUGGGGCAACCUUUACACCCAUGGCCCUAUGCCUGAUAAGCUGCAGCAGGCCUUGCUGCCUGUGGUGGAGCACAGUGUGUGUAGUCGCAGCGACUGGUGGGGCAUCAGCGUCAAGAGCACCAUGAUCUGUGCAGGAGGAGACGUCGUAUCCGGAUGCAAUGGAGACUCUGGCGGUCCUCUGAACUGUUUGGGUCAGGAUGGUAGGUGGUACGUCCAGGGUGUAACCAGCUUUGUUUCCUCUCGUGUCUGCAAUGAAGUGAAGAAGCCCACCGUCUUCACCCGCACCUCUGCCUUCACCGAGUGGCUCAGUGACGUCAUGUUGCAUUACUGAGGAUCUACUGGACACCAAUUGAUCAACACCAAAAUAUAAUGAGGUCCCAAUAUUUUCUCCGUUCAGUUCACAGAAGAAUAUGUCUGUCAUCACUGAAAAACAUUAGAAAAUAAAAAUAUACAUUAUA
This is a messenger RNA of Siniperca chuatsi (mandarin fish), 1116 nucleotides long. RefSeq names its product chymotrypsin-like elastase family member 3B. Bases 180 to 989 code for a protein of 269 amino acids. The record is from RefSeq and is a predicted model, not a curated record. Gene Ontology annotation, molecular function: serine-type endopeptidase activity. NCBI's taxonomy places the organism in Eukaryota, Metazoa, Chordata, Actinopteri, Centrarchiformes, Sinipercidae. Gene Ontology annotation, biological process: proteolysis. The transcript is spliced from 8 exons.